AUGGACAGCAGUCAGAUCGUAGCUCUACAGAAUGCCCUGCCUGUGUCAUCAGAAUGUAAAGUUUCAGAUAUGAAAGAUUUCAUUGUCUACCAUGUGGAAGUGCUUCAGUGUCCAUGCAGCACUGCACGAACAGCCAGCAUAAAAGAGAAAGUCCUGGAAUUGUUGCAUGCAAAGAAGACAGCUUUUGGGGACUUUGUGAUAAGAGAUUUCCAGGACACGUUUCUGUCUCAUAAUGUGGAGUAUGUGGCCCUGUGUGAUAGUGAGAUUCCAGGGGUGGAAAAGAAGGUGAUUGACCUAACCUCCUGCAGCCUUCAGAUUCAUGUUUUUCAAGUGCACACAGAUGGAGCAGGCACAGAGGAACUUGAUGAUGAUAACAUCUCUGCCGCCAGCCAUUGGCUGCUGCCAUCCGCAGAUUUUAAUGGGCUGUGGGAUACGCUGGUCUAUGAUGAUGCUGUCAAACUCAGGCUGCUGAACUAUGCAACAACAACACUGAUGUUCUCAGAAAAGCAUGUUGACAGUAAUGUGAUUACAUGGAACAGGAUAGUCCUUUUGCAUGGUCCUCCAGGCACUGGGAAGACCUCUCUGUGUAAAGCUUUGGCCCAGAAACUCUCCAUUAGAUUCUCUGAGCGGUACACACACGGCCAGCUGGUAGAGAUCAACAGCCAUAGCCUGUUUUCCAAGUGGUUUUCUGAGAGUGGCAAGCUGGUCAUGAAGAUGUUUCAGAAGAUACAGGAGCUCAUUGAAGAUCCAGAAACUUUAGUCUGUGUUCUUAUUGAUGAGGUGGAGAGUCUAACAGCUGCCAGGAAAAGUUCCAUGAAUGGCAUUGAGCCAUCAGACGCUAUCCGGGUGGUCAACGCGCUGCUGACCCAACUGGAUCAGAUCAAGAGACACCCAAAUGUAUUAAUUCUAACAACAUCAAAUAUAACCGGAGCGAUAGACCUUGCAUUUGUUGAUCGUGCUGACAUCAAGCAGUAUAUUGGGCCACCAUCGACUAGAGCGAUCUACACCAUCUACAUAUCUUGUUUAAGGGAACUUAUGAAGUGUGGCAUCAUCAGUCCCACUCAUCAGUUGAUAGACAUCCGGGCACUUGAGGUGACCAGGUUUAUGGAAAACAGCGCCACCUUCAGCAGUCUUAAGCUCUACAACAUUGCCAAAAACAGUGAAGGCUUGAGUGGCAGGACCUUGAGAAAGCUUCCAUUUAUAGCCCAUGCUUUGUUUUUGCAAGGCUGCCCUGUGACUUUGGAGUCUUACUUGGAAGCACUGUCAGUAGCAGUAGAGAGACAGUUCCAAGAACAGCGAGAUCUGAUGAGGGACUGA
Molecule: messenger RNA, 1317 nt
Organism: Candidula unifasciata
Lineage: Eukaryota; Metazoa; Mollusca; Gastropoda; Stylommatophora; Geomitridae
Source: the annotation of a GenBank genome assembly